AUGGCGACAGUACUUGACCAGUCGCAGCGCGGCUCCCUUGGAGGCGAGCCCGUCGUCGGAUCCGUCUCCAUCACUCCGCCGCAGAGUGCCAACGGCAAGAAGGAAGCGCCCGAGGGCGUGCCUUCCGAGUUAUCUGACCUCGAGCUCGACCACCAAUCUGCACCAGCACCCGAUACAACCACGAUUAAGCAAGAGGAAAUGGAGGAGAAAGUCGAGGAAAUCGAAGAAAUUGAACCCGAUCAUUACUAUGGCGGCGGCAAGGUUCCUGUUUUUAAGCCGACAAUGGAUCAAUUCCAGGACUUCCAAGGCUUCAUCACCAGAAUCAAUAGAUAUGGAAUGCAGGCAGGCAUCGUGAAAGUUAUUCCUCCAAAAGAAUGGUCCGAGUCUCUUCCACCACUGGAUGAGGCCGUUAAGAAAAUUCGAGUGAAGAACCCCAUUAUGCAAGAAUUCCACGGAUCCCACGGUACAUACACUCAAGCCAACAUCGAACGACAACGCUCGUAUAACCUCCCUCAGUGGAAGGGUCUAUGUGAAGAAAGCAGCCACCAACCCCCGGCUCGCCGAGGAGAGAGACGCCGAAACCAAGAACGCGUGAACCGUGCAGCCCCGACACCGCGCCCCCCGUCUGCCCGUCCCGAGGGUCAGAAGCGCCGUCCUGGCCGUCCACCUAAGCGGACCAAUAAAGUCAAAGAGGAGCCCCCUGCAGAUGACGCUGAAAAGUCUAGAUUGGAGGGUCCUCCGACGCCUGUAUCACCCGAGACCAACCCUGUGCAGCCAAAAACCGAGGAUUUAAGUGACGGCGAGUCCUUACCUACCACAAAACCAAAGGGACGACAGCCCAAGUCCGUGACCUCACGCCGAAAGAACAACCGAGGCGAUGCUAUGGAUCAAGUUGAUGAGGAGGCCUAUACGGGAUUUGAUUACCGGAUCCAUGAUCACGAGGAAUACACCGCGGAACGAUGCGAGGAGCUUGAGACUAAUUACUGGAAGUCGCUUAUGUACAACAACCCCAUGUACGGUGCUGAUAUGCCCGGUUCGCUCUUCGAGGAUUCUACAGAAACCUGGAAUGUGGCCAAAUUGCCGAAUCUGCUUGACGUUCUCGGACAGAAGGUUCCUGGAGUCAAUACUGCUUAUCUCUACAUGGGCAUGUGGAAGGCUACCUUUGCUUGGCAUCUUGAGGAUGUAGAUCUGUACAGCAUCAACUACAUCCACUUUGGCGCCCCCAAGCAGUGGUACAGCAUCUCCCAAGAAGAUGCACCUCGCUUUGAACAGGCCAUGCGCAGUAUCUGGUCCAGUGAUGCGAAGAACUGCGAUCAAUUUCUUCGCCACAAAACCUAUCUCGUCUCACCUAGCCUUCUCAAAUCGCAAUAUGGGAUCACCGUCAACCGAUUGGUUCAUUACGAAGGGGAGUUUGUCAUCACAUUCCCUUAUGGGUACCACUCUGGAUAUAACAUCGGAUACAAUUGCGCCGAGUCAGUCAACUUCGCGACCGAGCAAUGGUUAGACUAUGCUCGCAUCGCUAAGAAGUGCCACUGCGAAGCAGAUAGUGUCUGGAUCGACGUGGAAGAGAUCGAGCGCAAAUUACGUGGCGAGAGCACACCCGAGUACUAUGGUGAAUUUGAAAGCGAAUUUGAUGGAUUUGAAGGUGCUUCCGAUCUUCUUACACCGCCACGUAGUGUGCCUGAGAAGACAUCCACUCGUGGCCGAAAGCGGAAGAACCCGGGCGACGGGCCGAACAGCAAACGACCCAAACUCCACCCCGAAGGACCACGGAAGCUUCCAUGUUUGUUGUGCCCUAACAAUCUGGACUAUGAGGAUCUUCUUCCGACAGAAGAUGGUAAAGGGCAGGCACAUAGACGGUGCGCGGCAUUCAUUGAAGAGACCACAAUUCUCCGUGACGCAUCUGGUACGGAAGUUGUGUGUGAUAUUGACAAGAUCCCUAAGGCUCGCCUGGGCCUCAAAUGUCUCUUUUGCCGCGAAGUCCGCGGUGCCUGCUUCCAGUGUAACUUUGGCAAAUGUACGCGCGCUUACCAUGCAACCUGUGCUCUUUUGGCAGGUGUUCAGGUCGAGCACGGUGCGAUUGCUGUGAUUGCGGAUGAUGGUACUCAAUACUCCAUUCCGAGUGUUGAUCUGAAGUGCAAAUUCCAUCGUCAGAAGCGACCCAAUGGAGUCCUGGGCGAAUCGUCCGAUGUGGAUCGUCGGGUGAUCGAAUCGGCUCGUCGUUUGGUACAAGGAAAUUUGAUCCAAUUUCAAGCCGACAAGGAGAUUAAUGGCGCCAUUGUUCUUGAAAACCGUCCUUCCGAGCGAAGUCUUUUGCUCAAGGUUCUUCCAAGAGGAGAUGUGAUUGAAAUGCCCUAUCGAUGGAUGCUCGUUGUUCGUAAGAGCAAUUUCACACCCCUCGCAUUAGGAAUUCAACCCCUCCCAGCCCACCUAGCGCGAAAACCCGAACGCAAAGAGUUAGAAUCUGCGGUACCGGCGGCAGGCAGUGCAUUUGGCGAUUCACGAUCUCCCUAUCAGUGGGCCGAAUUUGAGACGGUGGAUGGCACUAGAAACCAAUUCGCCCCACUCCGUACGGUCAACCUUCAGGGAGAACAAAUGUGGUAUUAUUUGGGCAUGCAGUCCACCGAAAGUAGGGCACAGUAUACACACAACCCUAGCGUGGCCAUCCACAACCCUCGGGCCAAUUUCCUGGACAGCGUUAAGUCGCUUGGCGUGGAUGUCAGCGCUCGUGCAUCGAAGAUCUCACCCCACCACUUUCAUUAUGCUGCCACCGCCCCUGCCCCUCCCUACCGAAACUUGAACCAGCAAAAUAUUUACUCGAAUGUCAACGCUCUACAAUCCCGACCGCCCUCUUCUGCCUUGCAGAACGCCCCUCCCCCUCCUUUUAUCCCUGCUACCGGUGCUGCUGCUGGAACUGCGAUGCCGUCGGCCUUUCGAACUUUACCCCAGUCUGCCCGUUAUGCCCCCUAUCCUUCGGCCAAGCACGCUCAGCAGCAGCAUCACCUCCAAUCCACCAAUACUUUUGCCAACGUCCGAGAACUUAUUGCUCGCCGUCGCCUAGCCCAGAUUACCGACCACGCCAAUGUUUUUGCCGGAUACACCAUCGUUAGCCCCGAAUUGGUGGUGGAGACUCUGCUGGGUCCUAUGGGCUCAAUACCGCCGGCCAAUGGCCUCGAGAAACUGGAGCUGGCCAUGGCCCAGCAACGGGUUCAGCCACGGGCUGCGGAUGGGACUCUGUUGCCGCCUCAAACUCUGAACAUGCGGUCAGAGGAAGUCACUCGGCUCCUUCAAAUGCUCCGGUUCUCGCUGGUCAGCCACCGCGAGCGACUGGAUGUUAUUCAGAAGAAGGAAUCGGAGGGAAUCAAACAGGAGACCGUGGACCGAGGCAGCGUGGCCGCUGCCAAGAUGCCUGGAAAAUAUGCCUACCUGGAUCAGCAGCGGUCGCUGGCACCCAAUGUCUAUCAGUCUCCCUACAACAUGCCGUCGGGUCUCUCAGAAUAUGCCAAGACUACCUAUGGAUUGGUUCCUGCGGCAGACGACCCGCCCAAGCCCUCGCUGUCGAACGAUUACUUCAACAAUCUGCCACAAGAGCACCAGGAAAAAAUCUUGAAGGCCUGUGGUAGCUUCGUGCAGCGUGCAAUUGAGCGGUCGGCUAGUCACAGCCGGCAGAGUUCAUCCUCAAAUCUUCGGUUGUCGGCGGCACUGGCACAGCAAACGGACAACCCGACCAUUGACAUCACCCCGGUGGAGGAUCCUCCCCUUCUCUCGGGUCUCGAUAUGCCCCUCCACGCAGAUUCUCCAUGCUCCAGUUUCGGUCGGUCGCAUCUACGAUACCAGUCGCCAAAUGAGUUCCCCAUCCAUGGUCCAGACCCUCAUCCAGACCACCACGAUUUGUUCGGAGAUCAGCAAGCAAAUACACGCUUCUGGCAGAACGGGCCGUGGGUUGGUGGAGAUGGCAACACUCCCAAUGACGAGAACCGACCGUUCUUCGGACCACAUAUCUUCGGGCCGCAUGAACGACUCAAACAUGACUAUGCAUCCUCCGACAUCUCCCUGGGCAAAGGACCUGGAUCAUUGCACUCCGUCGAUAUGGCAGGCUUUGGCCCGGACUUGAAUGAUGAUCUCGGACUAAGUCCGUAG
Penicillium robsamsonii is the source of this 4140-nucleotide messenger RNA. Its product is annotated as putative jumonji family transcription factor. Gene Ontology annotation, biological process: chromatin remodeling. Lineage: Eukaryota; Fungi; Ascomycota; Eurotiomycetes; Eurotiales; Aspergillaceae. Gene Ontology annotation, cellular component: nucleus. The coding region runs from base 1 to 4140 and encodes 1379 amino acids. Gene Ontology annotation, molecular function: histone H3K36 demethylase activity; histone H3K9 demethylase activity. The record is from RefSeq and is a predicted model, not a curated record. The transcript has 4 exons.